This is a messenger RNA of Ceutorhynchus assimilis (cabbage seed weevil), 2737 nucleotides long. The record is from the annotation of a GenBank genome assembly. NCBI's taxonomy places the organism in Eukaryota, Metazoa, Arthropoda, Insecta, Coleoptera, Curculionidae.
AAAUGAACUAACCUCAAAAAAAAUAAACAUUGAAACAUUCAUGGAACUUUUAUAGAGAAAUGUAUUAGUAUAAUGAUUAUUAUAAAUUAAAACCAUCUAAAGAAUAAUCAUCAGUGUGUUGAAAUGUCUACGAAAAAAUCCCAUCCAAGUUUCAGUGAUCUACAAACGGAAUUUCUGGAAAUACUCAAAGAAGCCUUCAAAGAAAACAAUCUCGAUUUGUUGGAGACUAAAAUUUCGGCCUAUAAACGUACAGAUUUGGAUACGAAAAGUCCUCUGGACCAAGCUUUCAAGCAUUACUUACUCAACCUCCUCGAGGAAGAAGUGGAUGUAAAAGUUUUAAACUCAUACAUAAAUCUCUCAAUAGAAUGUUGCAGAAAGCAUUUAACAUCUCCUACAGUACCUGUUGUAUUAUUAAGCGAUAUAUUCAAUACACUAACAUUAGAUGUAUGCGAGAAAAUGUUCAGUUUUGUUGAAGACAAUGUACAAACAUGGAAAGAAGACCUGUUUUUUGCUGCUUGCAAAAAUCAUUUGCUCCGCCUGUGCAAUGAUUUACUACGCAGACUGUCCAGGACAACAGCCACAGUGUUUUGUGGUAAAAUUUUAUUGUUCCUGGCCAAAUUUUUCCCAUUUUCUGAAAGAUCAGGUCUAAAUAUUGUUAGCGAGUUCAACUUGCAAAAUAUUACUGAAUAUGGCAUAGAUGCAACAGAUGAUAAUGCAACAGAAGUGGUUUCUGGUGAUCAAAAAUAUGUCAUUGAUUAUCCUUUUUAUUGCAAAUUUUGGCAGUUGCAAGAUUUUUUUAGGAAUCCCAUCCAAUGCUAUGAUAAAGUACAAUGGAAAAUGUUUUGUUCACAUUCAACCACUAUUCUAAAUACGUUCCAAGGCAUAAAAUUAGAUGAUGUUUCAUUAGCAAACCAGAGUUUCCAUGGAACAUAUUUUGCUAAAUAUUUAACCAGUCAAAAAUUGCUAGAUCUUCAGCUUCAAGAUGUCAGUUUUAGAAGAUCUUUAUUGUUGCAAUUUUUAAUUAUUUUUCAAUAUUUUACAUCCUCUGUUAAGUUCAAAAGUGACAGUCACGAAUUAAAAGCAGACCAAAAAGAGUGGAUUCAAACGAGCACUGAAAAAGUGUACAAUUUGUUGAAAGAAACUCCACCAGAUGGAGAAAAUUUUGCCAUCAUUGUGCAGAAUAUUUUAAAAAGGGAAGAACUCUGGAACUCUUGGAAAAAUGAUGGCUGUCCCGAAAUUAAAAAGUUCCUACCUCAACAUGAACCAAUUGAAAUUCCCAAACGCAAAAAGCCUCAAAUGUUACUUGGUGAUAUUAUAAAAGAAGCCAACAUGGAAAACAAAUUCCAUUUAGGAAACAGUGAAUUGAAUAAACUGUGGAAUAUAUGCCCGAACAAUUUAGAGGCUUGUAAAGACAGAGAUUUUUUGCCAUCUUUGCAAGAAUAUUUCCAAGAUGCUAUAACACAAGUGGAAUCAGGCGUUGUGGUCAAAGAUGAUGAAAAUCUUAUGAAAGACAGUAAUUUUGGUUGGAGAGCUCUUAGAUUAUUAGCCAAACGCAGUCCUUACUUCUUUUCAAUUGCUGUACAAAACCACUCCCUUCCAAAAUACUUGGAAAUGAUGGUACACAAAAUGGUACAUGAAAAGCCUGGCAAAAAUGAUGAAAACGGUCAAGAUGCACAAACAGAGCAAGAAAUAGAGGAAAAUAUUCUAACAGAACAAAACGAAGAUUUCAGCAAGCAAAACGAAGAAGAAACAGAAGAGAAUCAACCAAGAACUGAACACAAACAAUUGAGUGAAGAGAGACUAAAAGUCAUUAUUGACACAAUAACUCCAGAAUGGGAAAAACUAGGCCUCAAGCUUGGCUACAAACCAGACGAAUUGGAAUGGUUCAGGAACGAACACCCUCUAAGAUUCGAUCAGGCCAAGCACAUGAUGCAGGUUUGGUUUGAAGAUGAUGAAGACGCCAACUUGGAUAAUCUUUUGUAUAUUUUGGAAGGGUUGGAAAUGAAUAAGGCUGCUGAGGUGGUUAGGAAUGAGUUGAACAGUGUAAUGGAAAUAGGAUAGGAUUAUAUUGAGUUUGAUUUAGUUUAUAAGUUUUUUUUAUUUUGGAUCUUAUAUAAGUUUUUGAUUCAAUUCAAUUAAAAAUAGGUAUAACAAAAUUUGUUUCAUUUGCCUUGAAUCAUUAUAAAAUCUUUUUUAAAAUUUUCUGAUCUAAUAUUAAUCCUUGUUCCAGUUGCAAUUUUAGUAUUUCAUUAGUUGAAUAUCUUCUUAAAGGAAACCAUACUCUGUUUAUGAAGCCAACCUGAAAAAUCUGCUGUUAUCUACUGACUCGUUAGAUAUGAUUAUUCUUAGUGCAUGUUCACAUUGACACCGCUCGAGCGGUGAGCGUUACACGAUGCCGCUGUAGUGAUGCCCAAAAAUAAUUUCAAGAAUAUAUUUCAAAUGAACAUGUUCACACUGGAGCGGCGCGUCUCGCGGUGUUAACAUGUUCAUUGGAAAUAUAAUGUUAAAAUUAUUUUUGGGCAUCGCGCAAAGCUCACUGCUCGAGCGGUGUCAAUGUGAACACGCACUUACAGGUGCGUCAGCUCGUGGCAUAAUAUCAUCCCUAGGAAUUUCAAUAUCUCUCCUUCUGCCCCAAAAAUCAACGUAGGCUAUCCUUACUCUAUCUGUUUCUUCGUUGUAAUAGAUAAAGCCUACAAAUCUUGCUGCUACAUAGCCCAAACUAUAUAAAGUAGCGCAU